AUGGCUUUUACAGACUAUAUUAGGAUCAGCGGAUUCGCUCAGGACAUGAAGUCCAUGAAUUUCAGUCUCUACGGCCAAUGGAUAGGCAUUGUGCUGAUAUUUCUGUCGAUUGCCCUGGGCAUCGCCAACAUCUUCCACUUCAACAUUGUGAUUGUGUUUGCCAUUCUGGCCAUCAUCCAGGGCAUAAUCCUGGCAUUUGUGGAGGUGCCGUUCCUGCUCAAGAUUUUCCGGGUGCCUGAUUGGUUCAUCCGCGGGGUUCAGACGCUGGACCAGAACAUGUACAGGGUGCUGUUCUACGUGAUAAUGGCGGUGAUCCAGUGGCUGAGCAUCACGUGCAUGUCGACGUCGCUGAUCGCGCUGGCGGCGCUGAUGACGAUCGCGGCGAUCUGCUACGCGGUGGCUGGCGUGAUGAAGCAGGAGUUCCACAAGUCCAACGUGGUGGCCAGCGUCGACGUGAGCGAGAUGCCGAUCGACGCACAGAUCAGACAGGCGUUGUGA
Messenger RNA from Ogataea parapolymorpha DL-1, 498 nucleotides. RefSeq names its product Integral membrane protein localized to late Golgi vesicles along with the v-SNARE Tlg2p. Gene Ontology annotation, cellular component: Golgi membrane. The transcript has 2 exons. Bases 1 to 498 code for a protein of 165 amino acids. NCBI's taxonomy places the organism in Eukaryota, Fungi, Ascomycota, Pichiomycetes, Pichiales, Pichiaceae. Gene Ontology annotation, biological process: vesicle-mediated transport. The record is from RefSeq and is a predicted model, not a curated record.